AUGGUGUGGGUGUUGUGUGUUGGUGAGCGGUCGGUACUUUCGCAGAAUACGCGGACGGGGACGACAAGUGUAGCGUGCUACGCCAAGGGCAUUCCGUUGGUGAGUUAUAUUUCUCGCGCUAAGCGGAACCAGUACGGACCAAUCUCACCGCACCUAGUGCCACCCUCCCUUGUGCGUGGUGAUGUAGUGGUGGAUGUGCUUGUAGACGGGCACCUGCACCGGGUAGGGCUUGGGCACCGGCACCGGCACGUGGCGUUCGACCGGCACCGGCACCGGCCGCUCCACCGGGUACGGCACGUGCUUCUCCACCGGCACGGCCACGGGCUUCUCCACCGGGAUGGUGAUGGUGCGCACCACCGGCACGGGCACGGCGUGCGGCACGGCCACCUGCACCGCGUACGGCUGCGGGAUGGGCACCGCCACCGGGUGCGGCACCGGCACGGCCACGGGGUGCGGCACCUGCGAAAUGGCGAAAUGGCUAAUAAUAAUAAUAAUGAUGGUGAUGGUGAUGGUGAUGAUGAUGGUGAUAAUGACGACGGUAAUGAUGAUGGUAAUGAUGAUGAAGAUUAUGAUAAUGAUAAUAAUAAUAAUAAUAAUAAUAAUAAUAAUAAUAAUAAUAAUAAUAAUAAUAAUAAUAAUUUUAAGGGCCUGCUAACGGCUGCUAGCUGUGCACCGCACUUCCUGGGCUGCAGCAAUGGAGUGGGUGGUACUCACGUGAACGCCGAUGAACUGUACGCCUGGCUGCAACGGGGACUGCGCGAGGUAGUUGAACAAGAUGGCGGGGGAGGGGGUACUCACGUGAACGCCGAUGAACCGAACGCCUGGCUGCAGCAGCGACUGCACGAGGUAGAUACUCAUGUGAACGCCGAUGAACCGAACGCCUGGCUGCAGCAGCGACUGCACGAAAUAGUUGAACAAGAUGGCGGGGGAGGGGUAGUUGAACAAGAUGGCGGGGAGGGAGGAGGUACUCACGUGAACGCCGAUGAACCGAACGCCUGGCUGCAGCAGCGACUGCGCGAGGUAGUUUAA
Molecule: messenger RNA, 1029 nt
Organism: Gryllus bimaculatus (two-spotted cricket)
Lineage: Eukaryota; Metazoa; Arthropoda; Insecta; Orthoptera; Gryllidae
Source: the annotation of a GenBank genome assembly